GGAAGUGGAGAGGGGAGACGAGGGGCCGCCAGGCGAGGAGGAAAUGGGGGGGCUGCGGUUCCGGGCGACCCUGUCCUCGCCACGGCCGCGGAGGCUGGGGUCCCCAGGUGGUAGGGGCGGGACUCCCCAGGUGGCGGGGGCGGGGCGCUGUGGCCCGGGCUAGGGCGGGGCGCUGUGGGCAGGACACCUCCUCCCGCGCUCUCUCCGUCGCCCGCGCCGGCGCACCGGGACGUUCCUUCGCUCUAGCCGCGGUCGCCGAGCCAUGGGUCUAGGGCGCGCCCCAACCCCCCACGAGGCUGCCGGCUCUGCGGCGUGACGGGUGGCCCAGAUGGUAACCAUGGGCCAGUGCUACUACAACGAGACCAUCAGCUUCUUCUACAACAACAGUGGCAAGGAGCUCAGCUCCCACUGGCGGCCCAAGGAUGUAGUUGUGGUGGCGCUGGGGCUGACAGUCAGCGUGCUGGUGCUGCUGACCAACCUGCUGGUCAUUGCGGCCAUCGCCUCCAACCGCCGCUUCCAUCAGCCCAUUUACUACCUACUCGGCAACCUGGCUGCAGCUGACCUCUUUGCUGGAGUGGCCUACCUUUUCCUCAUGUUCCACACAGGCCCUCGCACAGCCCGGCUCUCACUCGAGGGCUGGUUCCUGCGGCAGGGCCUGCUGGACACGAGCCUAACAGCAUCGGUGGCCACACUGCUGGCCAUUGCCGUGGAGCGGCACCGCAGCGUGAUGGCCGUCCAGCUGCACAGUCGUCUUCCCCGCGGCCGGGUGGUCAUGCUCAUCGUGGGCGUGUGGGUGGCCGCGCUGGGCCUGGGGCUGCUGCCUGCCCACUCCUGGCACUGCCUCUGUGCUCUGGACAGCUGCUCACGCAUGGCCCCCCUGCUCAGCCGCUCCUACCUGGCCGUCUGGGCCCUGUCCAGCCUGCUUGUAUUCCUGCUCAUGGUGGCUGUCUACACUCGCAUCUUCUUCUACGUGCGGCGGCGAGUGCAGCGCAUGGCAGAGCAUGUCAGCUGCCACCCCCGCUACCGCGAGACCACACUCAACCUGGUCAAGACUGUUGUCAUCAUCCUGGGGGCAUUCGUGGUCUGCUGGACGCCGGGCCAGGUGGUACUGCUCCUGGAUGGUCUGGGCUGCAAGUCCUGCAAUGUUCUAGCUGUGGAGAAGUAUCUCCUACUGUUAGCUGAGGCCAACUCACUGGUCAACGCUGUAGUGUACUCGUGCCGUGAUGCUGAGAUGCGUCGCACCUUCCGCCGCCUCCUCUGCUGUCUUUGCCUCCGCCGGUCCACCCACGAGUCUGCCAGCUACACACCCUCCACCCGGACAGGCCCUAGCACUCGCAUCAUGCUUCCUGAAAAUGGCCACCCCCUGAUGGACUCCACCCUUUAGCCAACCUCAGACUUCAGCAGGGUGCAGCAAGCAACAGAUCGCAGCACCUCACCACUUCUGGAUGCACCUGGCCCUACCCAAUCUGCGGGACAGACUGAAAGGCGGACCCUCAGUCUGACGUGGCACGGCACCACUGCCAGCCCUUCCUAGGCAACAGCUCUGCCUGCCCCAGGGCCUGGUGUUUGGGGUCAUCUCUAAGCACUCCAGAGAGAGUCGGAUGGGGAGCGGAAAUCUGGGUCUUCAAUCAUCUCAGGUUGUGGGUUUUUUUAAUGGACAUUUUUCUAUUUUUACUGCAUAUCCCUGGUAAACUCUGUGGACUGCUAUCUCGUCCGUGGUGGUAUGGGUGUUAAGGGUGGAAAAGAUGAGGGCACUCUCAGGCCUCACUGCCCAGUGCAGCAGAGUAACAAGGACGGAACGGAGAUGCACCAUCUGCCUGAGGCUGAUUCUUUAGGGGCACAGACUGAGGGGUUCUGAGAGUGAGCUGGGAAAGACUUGUGGCCCCUUGCAGCCUCUGGGGGUCUUGCCUGUCCCCAUUAGAAUUGAGGGGGUCCACAGGAAGGGCAUGAUAUAAGGAGAAAACCGUUCUUUCUGCUUUGAGAUCUCUAAAGCAUUCUGCCAUCAACUUAGUCUCUGUCCCUGUAUCCCAGAAUUGUCCACCUUAGCUUGGGCUGGGCUGGGAUCCUUCAAAGUGGCAUUUUCUUGGCUCUGUUCUCAUUCGUCUUCAGUCUCUGUGUGGCUGUCACUCCAUCUCUCUUGUUGGAUUCUUGCAUCCAUUUCCUUUUGCCUCUGUCUCCUCUGCCUGUUCCUCUGCCUCAUCUCGCCACUCACCUGUCUGUUUCCGUCCUCUGGAGUCCAGAGUGCUCUCUGACCUGUGUGAGCCCACCCUCUCCUGCCUGCCCUUUUGUCUGAGUCCAGGUUGUGAAUAGUCAGGUAUGUCCAUCCCAUUGCCCACCCCACCACCUACAUACACACCUGUGAGCCAAGCAUAGUGGGGUCCAUGGAGCAGGAUGCAGGAUUUGAGAGUUGCCAUUUCUCAGGCUCCUCUGAUGUGCCUGGCACACUGAUAGGCACUUUAGAUGGAUUCUUUAAUCAUCACCUGCAUCUUUUGGCACAGGUAUUACACUUAUUUUCAUGUGAGGACAGUGGCUCAGAGAGGUUGAGAUCUGGCCCAUGGUUACACAGCUUUGAAAGGGCACAGAGAUGCAUCGAGGGACUAGAGGCCCCUGGGGAAAGGCUUCAGAUUCCCACAAAGUCUGGAGUUGGUCACAAGCUCAGGCCAGCUUUCCCCACCUCACCCACAGCCCCGCAAGGCCUCAGACAUGCUAGACCCCUGAUAAGCCCCAUCUCAGAUGCUCAUAGAGGCACGCUGCUAGACUCGAUGUAGACCAGGAUCUAGAUUCUCUGCUUCUGCCUCACCAGGGAGGAGACAGGGUUAUAUCUCUACUUCAGGUUCACAUGCUAAAUAACAGCUGGAAUUUGAACUCAGUCAUCCCAUCAGAGGCCAUUUCUUAAACUACAAAAGCACACAUUCCUGAAGAACCAAAAACAUCUGAGUCUUUCUACAUUAAAUGGGGCUGGGUUUCUCUUUGAGAAAACUCCCCCCGCCCUAAGGCAACUCCAUGAGGAGGCAAGAAUGCACUGGGGUGCUAGGUACUUCUCCAGGGUCCAAGGUGGGCGGUAUGGCUCCUAAGGCCUAGGGCCUGAAUCUCCAGGGGUGAUGACCCAGGCCAGCACCUUUCACCAUGUGCCCAGGCACACGCCCAUGAAAGAUGCAGUCCUUGCCUCCAUGGAGCUCCAGGACUGUUGGACACACGUGCAACUUUGGGUGCCAAGGCAGCCGACCAAUUUCUAUGGGGUGGGGACCCCCACUGGCCUCCAAAAGGCAGCUCUGUGUUUCACCUGCUCUGAGCUGGCUGCUCUUGAUCAGCAUCCUCCAGGUUCUAACCCACACUCGGAUCUUCUUUGGGAUUUUGGCCCAACAUUUUUUCCUCUCUUGGAGGUCUCUCCUCUACACCAAGUGACUUCAUGUUUUUGUCUCUGCUGGUCCCUGAAGCUUUCAACUUUCUCUCCCCACUACUGUUCUCUGAAGGAGACCAAACUUACCCACUACUUUUCAGGCGUGCUGUGCAGUGCUGCACAAGCAGUUGACCUUUUGCACAGGCUCACCAUAGCGCCCACAUGUUCUAGUACUUCGUGUUACUGGGGCCAAGUGUUAGGUUUCCUUCAUCAGGGAGCUUUCUAGGUUGUUCUUAUACUGGCUCACAUCACUCAUUUCCAUUCCCUGCUGUCUCUUGGAGUCUUCCCAAUCCAAUCACACCAGAUGGUGUUUGCAUUUCCUCUCCAGCAACAAUGGGAAGAAGUUGGGCCCUGUCCUGAAGGGUUCCCAGCGAGGACCCCUUAUGAGCUUGCAUCUGGAGUCUGUCCUCAGAGCAAACAGGCUCUAGGAGGUCCCAUGACUUUGGAAAAGUGAUUAAUGCCCAGUCUGUCCCUUUUCUCUCAUGCGAGGAUCCUUCUCUGAUGCCUUGAGUCCCAACGGCUAGAAACAAAGACCUGUGAAGAUUUGCUCUGACUUGGGGUGCACUGCAGUGUAGAUUCUCAGGAAGCAUCGUUCAUUCAUUGGGUAACCACACGCUAGCAGUUUUCUAGGCCCGGAAUGCUGUAGAGCAAGAGAAUGAAUAAACAGGUGAGGUCACUCUUAUGCCAAACCUCAAAAGGUAAAUAGAAUUGAUUUCUGCAGCUGAGAAAAUCACUCGGUUCUAACCCAGCCACCAGCACCAAACACCUGUGCCCCUCAUGGAACGCUUGUGGUGGAGGUGGAUCCAGGAAGCUGGGAGCCCUAGUGACCCACCUGAUGGGGCUGAGGCUGAGGAAAGUAUGCUCUGAAUUGCCAUCGGAUGAAGCCUGCUGUCUUCAGUGUGCUCUGUGAGAUCAAGGAAAAGACAGUUUAUAACUGGAGAAGUACUUUUGCCAAUGUGUGACAAGCAGCUGCAUUCGUCUUAAGCAAUACCUAAGAGGCACCGUGGCAUUCAGUUGUUUUGGAAAAGGAAAAGAUGAUAAAAAAAGUGCAGCGCUGGACCUGAACAGGAAACUGGAGAGCUGUGGAUGCGCAGUCUGGGCACAUCUCAUUCUUUGCUCCGUCUGAUUCUGUAUGUACAUAUAUGACUGCAGCUGUCCAUCAGCUUCCGACUCAGCAGUUUCAGGAGAAAAAGAAGGGAUUGAUACCUGCUACCACCAGAGCAGGCUGAGGUGUCCAUUUUAGCCACUCAGUCACCCUGUCCCAUCCUCCCAGGGCGCAAGGGCCGUGCUUGGGGCUUCUGACUCACCCCAGGCUGAGUCCCAAGGAGGCUGUGGGGCUCAGAGCACAAGCCACACACAUUACAUCUGGGCAUUGCUUCCAAAAGUCAUGCUUCCUUUCCUCCAACUGACUCAAACAUCAGUGUGCAGGGUGUGGGUGCAUUUUGAGCUUGCAGGUGCGGGGAUGGCCCCACAAGGGAAGAUCGCACGUCUCCUUCUUGAUUUAACUCACAUUUAUCACAUUUCCCCUCUGGCUAAAGUCUUCGGCAUUUCAUUAAAGACCAAACCUGCGCAGAGCAUUUGAACACCCCCCACCCCCAGUGGCCAUUGUUGGAGCUCCAUGCUUCCCUGCAUUAACGCCCCAACCUUCCAGCGGCCUGGGAGCAGACACUUACUCCUGUUUUACAGAUAAGCAGAGUGAAGCUCCAGAGACAGACCAUUGCACCCCAUUAAGCCACAACCAAGUUGCACCCUGUCCUGGCUCAGGAAGGGAACCCUCCCUGUGCUUCACUGCCUGUGGCUCCCAUCCCACCCCCCACCCUGCAGGCUGUCUUUGAGUCCACUGCCCUCACUGCAUCCAUGAUGGCUCCUGGCCUCUGCCAUCUGUCUCCCUUAGCCAGCGCAAGGUCUAGGGUGUCCUGUGAUCUAGGACUGUCUUAGUUCCUGGCAUGCAGUGCAAGUCCCUCACGUUUUUGUUGAAUGAAGACUUUCUGCUGAUGAUACCUAUUAAGUGAAAUCCUUUUCAUCCUGUUCACUUUACGAGGUUCAGGAAGACUGAAUGAAUGGGGCCUGACUGAGAACACAAGGCUUAUUGUUCAUAUCAUUCUGAAAAGAAAGCCACUUGCCACGUAGACCUAGUGUUGGCAGAUGUUCCUGGAAGCACUGCCUCAUGAGUUCCAGGGUGAGUUGCCUUCCGAUGCUUCCUCCAGCCUGUGGGAGGGACACGAGUGCAUCUUCCAGGUCGGUGUGCAGGCAGGCGCUCCACCUGUGUUCUCUGCAGUGUCUGGGUGGUCCUGCCUAAGGCAGUCUAAGAAAGCCAAGGGCAUUCUAGGAGUGGCCCCUCCCUCCAAAAUCCUUCCCUUAAAACAGACGUCCUGGGGCGGGCCCCAUGGCAUAGUGGUUAAGUUUGGCACACUCCGCUUCAGUGCCCGGAUCCCUGGCACAGACCUACACCACUCGUCAGCCAUACUGUCACUGUGACCCACAUAUAAAGCGAAGGAAGAUGGGCACAGAUGUUAGCUCAGGGCUAAACUUCCUCAAGCAAAAAGAGGAAGAUUGGCAAUAGAUGUCAGCUCAAGGCUAAUCUCCUCAGCAAAAAGAAAAAAAACCCCGAAAAACAGCAGUCUUUCUUUGUAUCUAGAGGAGUUGUCCUGAGGAGUACAAAAUAAAUCCUUUUUGGAGAGUUCUGAAUUUAGCUGGGAAGACCAAAUGCAUACUGGCCCCAUCCCUUUCCCGAAACCGUAGGGGCUAGGUGUAUUACAGGAUUCGGAAUUGUUUGGGUUUUAGCUACAUUAUGUUGAUGAGGACUGAGGCAGAGCCUGCAUUCAAACGAUGGCUUUUAGCACAGAGCAGGAACAUUCUUACACAGGCUCUGCCUCCAGAUGCACUUGCGUGCUAACUUGUACAAAAGCCUUUGGACCUUGGAUUGCGGGUGUGCAGGCAGUUUGGACCCUGUGUGUGCAGGAAGCCCCUUGAAGAGCCACUGGGUAUCAGGGCAGUUCACACAGAGGGACCUGCUUUGUCUUCUGGCUGUGACUGUCCCCCAAGCUGGUCUCAAGAGCACAUCUGUGCCUCAGUUUGGUUGGUUUUGGGGUCACUGUGUCACUGAGGAACGAGAAGUCCCAGCUCCACCAGCCUUGCUCUCGGGCCAAGGAACCCUUGCUGUGCCGCGGGGGAACCAAUGGCUGCCUUUCAGAGGAAAGAAUGUAAAUAAUUCAUAAUAUAAUAGGGAACACCUAUUAUUUACUGACCAGUGUUCACUGGCCCAGCUAGGAGCUGUCAGGCAAAAGUAAUCCGGCAGGUUUGUUUACCUUUGUUUCCCUUCCUCAUCAGCUAGUUAGGUCUGUUGCAAUUGCAAAAUCAUGAUCUGUAGGUCCAGCCUUCUGGCUGGGUCUGUCCCAGCAGUUACCCUUUGGGCCAGCGUGUGACUUCUGGAACUCGGAUCUCUUUUCUGACUGACUGUUCCCCAGGGCUGAGUCCCAUGUACCACAUUUCCUUAGGGCUGUGCUGGGAGUGGAUCUCCUAGAGCUGGGGAGCUAUUUCCCAGGUUGCCUGGAACGUCCUUUCCCAGCCCCGAGUCUCAGGGUGACUGGUGAAUUGAGCCUCCAAUCCUAACUGCUCCUGUGCAGCUGUAGACUGUGCGGAGCUGUGGUCCCUGCCACACAGCCGCUGGUCUCCACGGGGGCUAUUUACAUUUGAAAUCAUUAAAAUUAAAUACAAUUAAAGCCACAUUUCAAGUGCUCAGUAGCCUCAUAUAGCUGGUGACUCCUGUAUUAGACAGCAUAGGUCCAGAACAUUAGGAAAGUUCUGUUGAACAGACAGGUGGAUUAUUUUAAACAAACGUACAGAUCAAGCAUUAUGAAAAAAACCCAACGUCCAUGAUGACUGGAGAAACCAGACGUAGUCCAUCUAUAUAAUCAAAUUAUUCAGCCGUAAAAAGAAACGAAGCUCUGAUACAUGCUAUAACGUGAAUAAACCUUGAAAACUUUAUGCUGAGUGAAAAAAGCCAGACACAGAAGGCCACAGAGUAUAUGAUUCCAUUUAUAUGAAGUUUCCAGAACAGGCAGAAAGAGAUUAGUGGCUGCCAAGGGCUGGAAGUGAGGGAAUGGGGAGUCACUGCUAACAGGGACGAGGUUGCUUUUUAGGGUGGUAAAAAUGUUAGGUAGUGGUAGUGGUUACACAACCUUGUGGAUCUACUGGAAACCACUGAAUUAUACUUUACAUGGGUGAAUUCUAUGCCGUUUGAAUUAUGUCUCAAUCAGACUGUUAUAAAAACAGCUCGAGGACCACAGGGUUUUGGGCAGGGCCACGUCUCUAAUACAGAGUGAGCCUGUAGCUUACGGCCUCAGUACACACAGGGACUCGUGAAGCAGCACUCUCUUGCAGCCUCUCUUACCCUGUUCAGGUUUCUUCUUAGGGCCUAACCAUCAACUGAAAUUGUCUUGUGCUUUUGUUUCUGGCUUGUUUUCUGAUUCUCUCCCCAGAGCGACAGCCCAAGAAAACACAGGCAUGCCUGCUGUGCGUCUCAGCUCACGAAACUGGAGCUGGGAGAAGCUGCACUCAAGUUCAUGAAUGAGGACAGGAAACGUUAACCUCAGCACAGGUCUCGAUGACCACGCCGGGUCCACCCCUGCGGCCCCGUUCCUGUCAAGACAGAGCAGCAGGAGACUGGUUCCCCAGGGGCCGCAGCAGCUACUUGCCACCCCCCAGAGCCCCAGCUUAUGCCCGGCACUUAGUCAGCGCUCAGCAAGUGAUCAAAGAAGCAUUGAAAGGUUUCUGGAAGCAAGGAGUCCCCAAGCUUUUCUCCCUAAUAAUUAUUCUCACCCUCAAAUGAAGAGACACUGGUGCUGUUGCUUCCAGACUGGUGCUGUGGACUGGCCUGCAGGGUGAUGGACGUGGGGGCUGGUGUGACCGG
Molecule: messenger RNA, 8312 nt
Organism: Equus caballus (horse)
Lineage: Eukaryota; Metazoa; Chordata; Mammalia; Perissodactyla; Equidae
Source: RefSeq, a predicted model, not a curated record